AAAUAAUUAACUUUUUAUAUUAAUUGUAAUUAAAUUUUAUUGAAUGUUAUUGCUGGCUUUAUCUAUUUAUCCGGCGGCGCUCACCUUUCCUUCAACCCAAAAUUUUGGAGGAAAGGAUUACGAACCCAGCAUCCACAUCUCGCUGGGUGGAAAAUUAGGUUUCUACUACCCAUCGCUCAGCUGUUCGACGUUAUGCCUAGCUUGACAAGCUUGUAGUGUUGGAGAUCGAUGAAGCGCGUCUUCUCGCUCCGGCUUCCAUUCAGCCUACUCCCUCUCCUGGCCAUCAUCACCCUCCUCAGUUGCCGCGCCUCCGUCCGUCUGGGCUUCGGCUCUCAAUCUCCUGCCGCCGACGCAUCCCCUGUCGUAUCGGUGUUGUCCAACGUCACCAUCCUUCUCCGCCUUGCCUCGUUGGAUCUUGCAGAGACAGGUGUGAGGAAGGACAUUGACGAGCUUCUGGAAGGCAACUUCCCCUCCUCUACACGCGUCGCCUCCGCUGGGUUGCGCCAUCUCCCAGCCGCGAUGUGGCGGCGAGAGAACAGCCACUUUGAUGUCGGGCUUCGCGCCGGAUUAGAUGGCCGGGUCCAGAUCCGCGUUCGCUCCCCUCGUGACUACAAUAUCUUUCCAGAGCUCCGCCGAUCCCUCCGUGAUUGGUGGAAGAACCGCCGUUUCCAGCCGGAAAUAAUGUCUGAGCUCUAUAAACUCGUGAAACGGCCCCUUGACCGCCACAACGGAUUGACGGACUCCAGCCCUCGCUACGCUUCCUGCGCCGUAGUCGGAAACAGCGGGAUCCUCCUCAAUAGCGACCGCGGCGAGCUCAUAGAUGGCCACGAGCUCGUGAUACGGCUCAAUAACGCCCGCACUCAUGGCUACCAGCGCAAAGUCGGCUCCAAAACUGGUCUUUCAUUUGUGAAUAGCAAUAUUCUCCAUCUCUGCGCCCGAAGACCGGGCUGCUUCUGCCAUCCCUACGGCGAGAACGUGCCCAUGAUCAUGUACAUUUGCCAAGCCGUCCACUUUCUUGACUACACGAUCUGUAACUCCUCCCACAGAGCUCCUCUGUUGAUCACUGAUAUCCGUUUUGAUAUGUUGUGUAGCAGAAUUGUCAAGUAUUAUUCACUGAAGAGAUUCGCUGAGGUGACUGGAAAACCAUUUGAGGAUUGGGCCAAGUUUCAUGAUGAGAAGAUGUUCCAUUACUCCUCGGGGAUGCAGGCAGUGAUGCUAGCUCUGGGGAUUUGUGAUCAAGUUAGCGUCUUUGGGUUUGGGAAAUCGGCGGAUGCUAAGCAUCAUUAUCAUACAAACCAGAAGGCGGAGCUAGAUUUGCACGAUUACGAUGCAGAGUAUGCCUUUUACCAAGAUCUAGUUGAUAGGCCGCAGGUGAUACCUUUCCUUAAGGAUUCUGGGCUAACAGUUCCACCUCUUGUUUUUUAUUAUUAAGAGUUUGAUUCAAUUGAAUUGAAACUUUAGGUUUAUGUGAGCUCAAGCUUCACGUUUUCAAUUGAAUAUAAUUUUUCGGAAAGGAAAGUAUUGAAUAGGAUAGGAACAACCAUUCACCAACCUAUGCUAUGAUGUGCCUGAUGGUACCUGCAAAUGUAAAAUUAAAUCCCCAGGUCUUUUUGGCUUUUUGCAAUUCUUGUGUGAUGAAACUUUUCUUAAAGCAAUGUGUGGAACCAUGAUUAAUUAGGAGAUGCUGGAUAAAGAAGCAUUAAUAGAUUAAAUUAUUCAGUUUUAUUCAAUUAAAUGUAUAAUAUGUUGUUGCUGCUCAUAUGCCAAAAAAAAAAAAAAAAA
Molecule: messenger RNA, 1782 nt
Organism: Dendrobium catenatum
Lineage: Eukaryota; Viridiplantae; Streptophyta; Magnoliopsida; Asparagales; Orchidaceae
Product: sialyltransferase-like protein 1
Exons: 2
Coding region: 229-1431 (400 amino acids)
Molecular function (GO): sialyltransferase activity
Source: RefSeq, a predicted model, not a curated record